UUUUAUUGACCAUUGACUCCGCGGCUCCGCGCUCUGCGCCGUGACAGCUGACAGCGUCGAUAGCGUCAAGCACGGUCAAAGCAGUUGAGUGUUAGUGUUUUCGUAAUUUCGAUAUUAUCGCUGAUGGAAUGGGACCCCCACCCGUAGUCACCGGAAUAUCACCCAAGGAAGGCCCACCUGGUACUCGGGUGAUAGUGCGUGGCGAAUUUUUAGGAAAUAAAGCUCAGGACCUUAUAGGACUGACGAUAUGCGGAUGCGACUGCCUACUUUCGGCCGAAUGGAAGUCAUCGAACAAGAUUAUAGCAAGAUCGGGACCUUGCAAAGGUCGCGGAGAUAUAAUAGUGACGACUCGAAGCGGAGGACAGGGGACUUCGACGGUACAGUUUCGCGGUUACCAUGAGACUAUAGGCCCGAUGAAGGAGUCGGCGGUGUGGGUGGAGGAAGCACCUAUGCAGAGUUUAGGUUGGGGUAGGAGGGCUUUGUCGCCCACAAACUAUCAACAGGAAGACCCUUUAGGGCUCAGCGUGGAGGGCAACGACAAAAAGUUUCCCGAGGAUGAGCUGAUUGAACUCUUUGGAGAUGGAAGUGGAGAUCUUACGAGCGAAAAAUUUCAUCCAGGAUGGUUUUUAUUGCAACAUCAUCAUGCCACGACUUUGGAAGAUUUAAAGGCUGGUUUAGCUUACCUUCGAAGAAAAGUCAACUCUCAGAAGGAAGGGCAAUUGUCAUUUUUAAAGGCCAAUGUAGGAGCGGUAGUGGAACAACUUGACACAAUAAUGUCGCUAAAGGAUCAAUUUGAGGCAGACGUCAAGAGCUAUGGUAGCGAUCCUACGGAGAAGUUGGAAACUGCUAUCAGGCAGUCUAUGUCCGAGGCUAAUAAAUUAUUCGAUGAUGUAUUAGCGAGGAGGGACAGAGCCGAUGCCACCCGUAACGCGUUGGCUGUUAUGCAACGUUACAAAUUUCUCUUUUGUAUGCCAAUAAACAUCGAGAGGAACAUCAAGCGUGGCAACUACGAUCUCGUAAUUAACGAUUAUGCCAGAGUUAAGAAUCUGUUUAAAAAUACAGAGGUAGAUGUCUUUAAAAGGGUAUUGGAGGAAAUCGAUAAUAGAAUCAGUACGUUUAAAGUGUUGCUACGGAAAAAAUUACAAGAGAUGCCAUUCAGUUUAGAGGAGCGCAAGAAGAUUAUUAGAAAUCUCGUCAACCUCGACGCCGAAGGUGAUCCGGCGUGGGACGCGAUAGUUUCACACGCAAAUUAUUUAGAGAAAAGCGUUGCCAAUGCCGUACACGAGCAUUUGGAUGGAUGGACGAGAAUUAAUUGUGAAGACGCGACUAAGGUGUCCAAGGUCCACACACCGUUAACUAUCAAGCAUUUACGCUCGCAGCAGAAGAAUAACGGGGAUGACUCACCGCCACAAAUCUCGUGCGUCGAAGCAAUUUGCGAUAUCGUGGUCGAACAGUUGCCAGACCUGUGGAGAUUGGGACAAAGUUACUUCACAGGACAGCUACAUGUGGCGGUAGAUGUGGAAAAGCAAAGUCAUUUUAAAAAUUUAGUUUUAUCGAAUAUGCAACACGCCAUGGGAGCCAUGAAGAGUACGUGCAGUCACAAUGUAGAGGCACGGUGGCUUUUACAUAUUUUACGUUGCGUCAGACAAAUGUACGCAUCUUUGAUACACCUGGAUUUGCCUAGCGAAGCUCUCGACAUUUUCGGAUCGUUUAUAUUGGAUUUAAGGAUGCAGUGUUUGAUUGCUCUCUUCAAACAAGGGGCGGACAAUACAGCAGCUCUGAGUCAAAGGGAAACAUGGCAGAUAGAAUACUUGAAUGAGGAUGGUGGUGUUACGAGACUGCCAUAUCUGUUUGAGGAAAUAGUUUUGGCGAUAUCGAGACAUGCGCGAGAAACGGUAGUUGCUUGCGGUCCAAGAGAAGGUCUGCUUUUCAGUAAUCCGGCCCAUCAGAUUCUCUAUCACAAUACUAUCAAGACAUUAUUCGUAUCGUUCGCGCGGUGCCUACAACAAUUGGCGUUUAGUGGCUGCGAGGAAGCUAUGGAUAACGAUGAAACGUCGGUUUCGCAAUUGAUCGGGUCGCCUUCCGGCUAUAAAAACAAAGUCAAUAAGCAUCAAGGACCAACGUGGGAGCAGUGUCUUCUAAUCUCGUUGAGCAAUAUACGAUACACGCUAAAUAUCGUUUUACCAAGAAUCGGAGAUGCCCUGAAAGCGCAAGGCUACCCGGAAUUAUCUACCGCGGUCGGAUGGAACUCCGAUUGGACACAAUUGGAGACGCUGGAUAGCGCCGUUCUGGAAGCGUAUCUAGAACGCCGUUGCGAUCCACUCGUCGGUACGAUAGAGCCUAGCAUGUAUUUAGGCGGUUUGGAAUGGGAUUUUGAUACGGAACCGACCCAUCUGAAGCCGUAUGCCCAAGAAAUAUUGGCUAAUCUAAUUGCGGUACACGCGGAGGUACGCCGAGUCGCCCCAGCACUGUUACACCGGAUUCUGUCCCACAUAAUAGAGACCAUAGCGGAGGAACUCGCGCGACUCAUGUCAUGUGUUACGCAAUUUCGUCCGGCUGGAAUAAUUCAAGCUCGAACGGAUAUAAUACUCUUGAGAAACGCCCUGCAGGCCUACAGCACGAGCAGAGCGAGCAGAAGCUUUUUCGAGGAAGCUCUGGACGCGAUACCUCAACCCGCGAACAAGGAAGAUCGCAUGAGAAUAGACGCUCUUUUGUUAAAAGUCACGACGUGUAUGCGACUGCAGCUCUCCUGUCUUGUCAGCGAGGUAACGGAAAAUGUUCGUUAUUUAACGGCAGACCCCGAACGCGUUACCACUGUAUGAUUCAUAACGACCAAAGUAGUACGUAAUAACUACGGGGACGUUGUAAUUGUUAAAUUAUUUAAAAUCCUAUUAUCGUAUUUACGUAUGCACAUUGGAUGCGGUACAUUGUACAAUGGGCACGAAACGUGCCGAAUCCGCGACAAGCUCGCGAUUGAUUUCCGUUUGAUUGCCAUUGUAAAAUAGGCUUUCACUCGCUAUGUGCUAUAACCUUUUUUAUUAUAUUUUCUGUUUCUUAUAUCUUUAUUAAAGUUGAAUAUAUUUCAAAGAAUAUUUAAUAUAAAACUUUUUUUCUAAGGUAUAUUCGCAAUAGUUAUUACAAGAUAAUAACGAUGGAAAUCUGUUUCCACCAUUUAUCUCGUACAUCGAGUUGUGAGUAAUUAGGCUUUUUCAAUCAGUUGUAGUGUGCCAAUGUCUCCAGCUAAUAAUACAGUGUCACCUGAAACAGAAAAGAUAAAAGAAUGCUAUAUUGUAAAAUCAAAAGGAAGAUAAGCAUUAAUAAAAAGAAAAUCUCAAGUGGCGUA
This is a messenger RNA of Temnothorax curvispinosus, 3343 nucleotides long. It is a transcript of the gene Sec5, whose product is annotated as exocyst complex component 2. Gene Ontology annotation, biological process: exocytosis; Golgi to plasma membrane transport. The record is from RefSeq and is a predicted model, not a curated record. Gene Ontology annotation, cellular component: exocyst. Lineage: Eukaryota; Metazoa; Arthropoda; Insecta; Hymenoptera; Formicidae. The coding region runs from base 129 to 2822 and encodes 897 amino acids. The transcript is spliced from 11 exons.